Messenger RNA from Labrus mixtus (cuckoo wrasse), 16204 nucleotides. Its product is annotated as protocadherin Fat 3. NCBI's taxonomy places the organism in Eukaryota, Metazoa, Chordata, Actinopteri, Labriformes, Labridae. The record is from RefSeq and is a predicted model, not a curated record. Gene Ontology annotation, molecular function: calcium ion binding. The transcript has 52 exons. Gene Ontology annotation, cellular component: plasma membrane. Bases 1 to 14352 code for a protein of 4783 amino acids. Gene Ontology annotation, biological process: homophilic cell-cell adhesion.
AUGAAGCCUAAUCGGUGGGGAAAUAUGCUUCCUCCACCGAUCUUCUCUCUCUUUUUCCGUUUCAUAUACCUUUCCCCCCUCCUCUGCUUCCCCUUACGCCAUGCUCAGUUCCUGCCAGAAAUGAGAGCAGGACAAGGUCUGCUUCUCUUCACCCAGCCCGCAUAUAACGCUACUAUCUUUGAAAACUCUGCUGCAAGAACAUAUGCCAGGAGCCUGAUCAAAAUGGGCAUCGUUAUUGGGCCACCUCGGUCUUUAGACAUAAAAUACUCCAUUGAGUCGGGAGACAACGAGGGAAUCUUUCAGACUGAGGCAUUUUUAAUUGGAGAUUUUUGUUUCCUUCGUGUACGUACGAACGGGGGCAGUGGGGCCAUUUUGAAUCGGGAAGUACAGGACAAUUACACGGUGACUGUCAAGGCAUCUGCCCAAGGCGGCCUAGAGGCCUUAGCUUCUGUUUAUAUCAAGGUCUUGGAUACCAAUGAUCUCAGACCUCUCUUUUCCCCAACCUCAUAUUCAUUCGUUGUCCCCGAAAGUGCCCCUUUGGGUGCCAGCAUUGGACGUGUAACUGCCACAGAUGCUGACAUGGGCUCCAAUGGAGAGUUCUACUACUUCUUCAAGAACAGAGUUGACCUCUUUGCCGUACACCCAACCAGUGGGAUCAUAACCCUAACAGGUCAGCCCAGAAUAGACAAACAAGACACAUUUGAGUUGGAGGUACAGGUGGUUGACAGAGGCAUGAAACUCUAUGGGAACAAUGGUAUCAGCAGUACUGCCAAGCUCUUCUUAAGUGUGGGGCGAGUGAAUGAAUUUGCCCCUGUUAUCAGUGCAGUUGCGAUCCUUCCAUCAUGGCUGGACAAGGACCCGAUCUAUGCCAUAGUGACUGUGGAGGACAAAGACGAUGGGGUAUCAGGGGAUGUAGAGUGGGUAUCCAUCAUUGAGGGUGACCCCUUUGAACAGUUUGUGGUGGAUCGAUCACCUGUCGGGAAUGAAUACAGGGUUAAAUCAUCAGACACAGUCGACUGGGAUUCAUUCCCUUAUGGCUGCAAUUUAACCUUCCAGGCCAAAGACAGGGGUACACCUCCUAAGUUCUCUAAUACACAAGUUGUUCAGUUGUUAGUCACUAAACCAGAGCCUGUGUUGGCGAAUUUUGAGAAGGAUGUUUAUGUAGUCAAGCUGAGUGAAAUAGCUCCCCCAGGCACUAUUGUAGAGGUGGUGAAAAUCUCCCCAGCUCCUCUGAGUGUCAAUUACAGCUUCAGCAGCCUCUCAGAUCCAAUGUACUUUGAUAUAAACCCUUUGACUGGAGUUAUUAUGACCACGAGGCAGCUGACAAGGAUAUCACAGGAUUUCAUGGAGAUGGAGGUGGUUGAUAUUUAUAGUCAGAAGCAAGCAAGGGUCCAAAUCACCAUAGAGGAUGCUAAUGAUAACUCUCCCCUGUUUAACAGGCCAUUCUACGACGUCGCGGUCAACGAAAGCUUACCUGUAGGAACUGUUGUUCUUGUGGUGUCAGCGGUGGAUGAUGAUAAGGGGGAGAAUGGAUAUGUCACCCUCACAAUAAGUGGUGAAAAGUCUCUUCCUUUUAGCAUAGAUCAGGACACAGGGGAGGUGAGGAUAACAAGAGAUCUCGACUUUGAGUCUUCAGAGGAUGUCUAUACUUUUGCCGUACGGGCCUCUGACUGGGGUUCACCCUACAGAAGGGAGAGUGAAGUUAAUGUCACAAUUCGUCUCAUAAAUAUCAAUGACAACCAGCCUCUUUUUGAGAGUGUUUCUUGCAGGGGGAUGAUAAGCCGGGAAUUCCCGAUCAGGGAGACUAUUGUCACCCUAUCAGCUGUAGACAUGGAUGAGCUAGGAAUGGUAAAGUACAAAAUACUAUCCGGGAAUGAGUUGGAUUAUUUUGACUUGAACCCAGACUCUGGGGCCUUGUUGUUAAAAAGAUCUUUAGCAGUGGAUAAUUUAAAAAGUGGGGUCUUCAACUUGAAAAUUGUUGCAACAGAUGGAGAGAUGUUCUCUGAUCCCACUUUCGUGAACGUAUCUGUGGUGAGGGGUAGGAUGCCAGCCAAGGGGUUCAACUGCAGGGAGACCAGGGUAGCCCAGUUGCUGGCUGAAAAAAUGCUCGCCAAAGUGUCCGCAAUGUCUAGACCGAGAACAGAUGAGACGUAUGUAGACGUUUUCUCCAUGAACAAACAGGCUCCACAGUUUGAAGCCUUGCCCACUAGUAUUUUAGUGAGAGAAGACCUCGCUGCUGACGCCAGUGUAUUUCAAGUGAGAGCCCGAGAUGGUGACACUGGCUUCAACGGCCGUGUUCUCUUUUCCAUAUCCGAUGGUAACAAGGAUAACUGCUUUAAAAUCAACAUGGAGAAUGGGCUGAUUACUGUAUUGCAGUCCCUGGACCGCGAGAGAGCGGAUCGUUACUUCCUUAAUAUCACCAUCUACGAUCAGGGCAUUCCUCAGAUGUCCAAUUGGAGAUUACUGACCGUGAUAAUAGAGGAUGCAAAUGACAAUGACCCCCAGUUCUAUGAGGACAAUCCCUCAGCUCUUGUUCCAGAAAAUUCAGCCAUUGGCAUGGAAGUUAUAACCAUGACUGCAUUUGACAGAGACAGUGGUCAAAAUGGACAGCUCACCUAUGUCAUGCUGACCAGUGUCCCCCAGUUUGGCAUUGACAGCGAAACAGGGAGUGUAUUUGUUGCGAGCCACUUGGACAGAGAAACCUUCCCAAUGUUCGUACUGAAGAUUGAAGUGAGAGACAAGGCCGAGAGAGGCACUCGAAGAUCUUCAGUGACUACCCUUACUAUAAUAGUGGAGGAUGUCAAUGAUUGCGCCCCAGUUUUCAUCCCAAGCAGCUAUAGUGCUCGGGUGCUUGAGGAUCUCCCGCCAGGGGCUGUGAUUACGUGGGUGCAGGCUCAAGACCCAGACAUUGGCCCUGGGGGACAGGUCCGAUACUCCUUGCUUAAUGACUUCAAUGGCACAUUUGAGGUCGAUUCUAUGAGUGGAGUGUUGAGGAUAAGGAAAGAGUUGGACUUUGAAAAACAACAGUUUUUCAACCUGACAAUGCUCGCCGAAGACAGGGGAAUACCCAGCCUCAUCAGUCAGACGUACGUGGAGGUGGAGGUGGUGGAUGUCAAUGAGAAUUUGUAUGCACCCUACUUCUCCGACUUUGCUGUGAGAGGCUCAGUGAAAGAGAACUCUCGUGCAGGCACAAGUGUCCUGACAGUGAGCGCAAAGGACGACGACAAGGGACGUGAUGGCGUCCUGAGGUACUCUGUCAGAGGAGGCAGCGGACUGGGCACUUUCACCAUUGAUGAAGACACAGGGGUGAUUUACACUGCUGGUAUCCUGGACUGUGAGACCAAAGACUCCUAUUGGCUUACAGUUUAUGCCACAGACAGAGGGGUCACACCCUUGUCAGCUUCUGUUGAAGUCUUCAUACAGGUAGAAGACGUAAACGACAAUGCUCCUCUCACCUCGGAUCCAAUCUACCACCCAGUCGUCAUGGAGAACUCUCCGAAGGAUGUGUCAGUCAUCCGUAUCCAGGCGCAGGACCCUGACCUCACCGCCACGCCCAGCCGGCUGAGUUAUCGCAUCAGUGCUGGCAACCCGCAGAAUUUCUUCUCUAUCAACCCCAAAACAGGCCUGAUCACAACAACUGCGAGGAAACUGGACCGAGAACAACAGGCUGAGCACUUUUUAGAGGUAACAGUCAUAGACGGCCCAGUAACCACCCGCCAGUCCACCGUGUGGGUAAUAGUUCACAUCGAGGAUGAGAACGACAACGCACCCACCUUCCCUGAGGUCACAUACCGCAUCAGCCUGACCGAACGAGACCGCAACAAGCGUGGGGAACCAGUCUAUCGUGUCUUCGCUUAUGACCGGGACCUCGGUGCAAAUGGUAACAUCACCUACAGCAUCAUUGAUGGAAAUGAGGAUGAUAAGUUCAGUAUCGACCCCAGAACGGCUAUGGUGUCAUCAAAGAAGAUGGUGACAGCAGGAAGCUAUGAUAUCCUCACUAUUAAAGCCGAGGACAGCGGGGAUCCUCCCUUAUGGUCGACUGUCAAACUCCACGUAGAGUGGAUUCGCAAACCUGUCCCCUCGCCCGUGCCCCUCCAAUUCACCCAGAGGUACUACAACUUCUCUAUCCUGGAGACGGCUGCUGUAGCUCAGCCAGUGGGAGUAGUCGCUGUCAGCCAGUCGAGUACACCUCUUUGGUUCAACAUCAUCGGAGGACGGCUCGCCAGAGAAACGUUCUACAUCCCCCAGAAUGCAUGUGGAAGGAACUGCUCACUGGACACAGGGAGCUUUGACAUGCAGUUUGACCUUCAAGUCGGGGUGGGGACUCUAGUUGUAGCCAAGCCUCUGGAUGCAGAGGUGCAGUCCGUCUACAACAUGACCAUACAGGUGACAGAUGGGACCAACUUCGCCACGGCACAGGUGUUCAUUCGAAUACAAGACAGCAACGACAAUCCUCCCAUCUUUUCCCAGCCAGCCUAUGAUGUCAGCAUCUCUGAGGAUGUACCGGUUGAUAUGGAGCUUGUGCGGGUUAGAGCCACAGACGUGGAUGAACGUUCCCGUCUGAGCUUCUCCAUCUACGGCAGUGUGGACCCAGCUAGUAUGAGACUGUUCAGGGUCAAUCCCGGCACGGGAGUCGUCUACACUGCAGACAGGCUGGACUACGAGGCCAGAACACAGCACAUCAUCACUAUUAUGGUCAAGGAUCAAGAGUUUCCAUUUAACCGUGACCUGGCUCGUAUCCUUGUAGCGGUGGAGGACUCCAAUGACAACAUCCCCUACUUCACCAGCACUGUAUAUGACGCUGUGGCAUAUGAGUCUUCCCCUAUAGACACUUCUGUACUGCAAGUGACAGCCUUAGACAAAGACAAUGGGAUUAAUGGAAAACUCACCUAUAGUAUCGAAGCAGGUAACAGCGGUGGUGUGUUUGGCAUUGAUAAUACCACGGGGCUUAUCUACAUUGCCAAGGACUUGGACACCAACUCUCUAGGCUUUUACACACUCACCGUGCGUGUCACAGACAGUGGAUUUCCUCCGUUAAUGGCAACAGCUACAGCACGCAUAUCCUUGAUCCUCUCCGACUUCUCCAAACCCAAAUUCUCUCAGAAGGAGUAUCAGGCAGAGAUUAUGGAGAACAGCACUAUAGGAACACAUGUGACCACUGUUAGUGCUCUCAGCCGCUCCGCACUCUUUUAUGAUAUCACCAGGGGCAACGAGGAGCACAGCUUCUUCAUCAACCAUCACACUGGUGUAAUCAGUACCCGUAAACCACUUGACUUUGAGCAAACAUCCUCCUACCUCCUGGUGGUGCAUGCUCUGAGCAUGGCUGGAGAGGAGGCAAGCACUACUGUUAUCAUUCAGGUGGGGGAUGUCAAUGAUUGCCCCCCUAUCUUCCAACAAAUCAGGUAUGUGGGAGCAAUCAGUGAGGCUGCUCCAGUGAACAGUGUGGUCAUGGGAGAGGAUGGUUACCCUCUUGUCAUACAGGCCACUGACAGGGAUCGCAAUCACAACGCCUUGCUAGAGUUCCAGAUAUUAGAUGAGACUGCUCGUAUCUUUUUCAGCGUAGACUCUGGGACAGGAUCGAUAAGAACGAUUGCAAGUCUGGACUAUGAGACUUUCUCUGAGUUUGUCUUCCGAGUUCACGUUCGAGACAGCGGUCAGCCUCCAAAGAGUGCUGACAGCCCAGCAGAGGUGGUUAUAAAGGUGAUCAACAUCAAUGACUCGCCUCCAAAGUUAUUACAGGAUACCUACGAGACAAUACUCCUCCUGCCGACCUACGUGGGAGUGGAGGUCCUGAAGGUUGAGGCUUUCGACCCUGACAUGACUUCCGACCUCACCCUGAACCCGGACAUAUCCAUCACGCCCCAGCUGGUAUAUUCUCUGGUGGACAGCAAUGUGGAGUACUUCUCUGUGGAGCGCUACACUGGAGUAGUAACUGUCAUUAAUGAGAACCUCAGUAAAGACCGGUACCGCUUCAAUGUGAAGGUUUGGGAUGGCCGUUUCUCCAGCACGGCGUCGGUCAUUGUGCUUGUAAGAGAAGCCGUUGACAGUGGCCUUCUCUUCACCUUCCCCUUCUACUCCGCCUCCAUCCAAGAGAACGUGCCAAAUGUCACUCUAGUAACUGUUGUAAAUACAGUCGGCCACCGCCUCAACGAGCCGCUGAAGUACACUCUGCUGAACCCCGGCGGGCGCUUCACGAUCCGGCCGACCUGUGGAGUGGUGCUCACCACUGGUGUGCCUUUUGACCGAGAGGAGAAGAGUAGUUAUGAGCUUGUGGUGGAGGUCAGCAGAGAGGAUGAGAUACUCAGGGUGGCUAGAGUGAAUGUGCAAGUUCAGGUGGAAGACGUUAAUGACAAUGCUCCAGAGUUUGUGAACCUCCCAUACUAUGCUUUAGUGCAAGUGGAGGCAGAGCCGGGAUCAGCCAUUUUCACUGCUUCAGCGAUUGACAGAGAUUACGGCCUGAAUGGUGAAGUGACUUACAGCCUUAAGGAGCAGCACAGAAACUUUCAGGUGAACCCAGUGACAGGAGCGCUGACCCUAAAGAGGGCCUUUGAGGCGGACUUAUCUAACGCAGAGUACAAGGUGUUCCUUGUGGCCACUGACGGAGGCUAUCCUUCUCUAUCCAGCGAGGUGGAGCUGCCUGUCACUGUAGUAAAUAAAGCCAUGCCUGUGUUUGACAAGCCCUUCUAUGGAGUCACCGUCAGAGAGGAUGUGUCCGUCUCCACCUCUGUACUGUGCAUCAACGCCACCAGUCCUGAAGGCCAGAGCAUCAUCUUCACCAUCUCAGACGGAGACCCCUCCCUCCAGUUUGACAUCGGCUUCGACUCAGGAAUCAUCAAUGUGAUUUACCCAUUAGACUACGAGACCACGCAGUAUUACCGCCUCACAGUGAAGGCUACAGACACACUGACGGGGGCCAAGUCCGAGGUUGAUGUUGACAUCGUCGUGUUGGAUGUGAAUGAUAACGCGCCGCUGUUUCAGAACACCUCAUACUCCUCUGUGGUCGCUGAGAACUCCAUGAUUGGAACCACAGUGUUACAGGUGUUUGCCCAGGACCAAGACUCAGAGAAGAACGCUAUAGUGAAUUACCAGAUCCUAUCUGACCUCUACAACAGCUCCGACUACUUCCUCAUCGACAGCACAAGCGGGCUGGUAUUCACCGCCCGCCUGCUCGACUAUGAGCUCACCCAGCGUUACAACUUCAUUGUACGAGCGACGGACAGUGGAGACCCGGCCCUCAGCAGUGAUGUCAGUGUCACUGUUUUUGUCACCGACAUGAACGACAACCCACCCAAUUUCAGCCAAACACUGUACGAGGCCUUUGUCAGCGAGCUGGCUCCCCGAGGACACUUUGUGACUUGUGUUCAAGCGUCGGAUGCUGACAUCUGUGAUGCUCAGAGGCUGAGGUACAGUCUCGUCUCUGGGAAUGACAGAAUGACUUUUAUGCUGGAGCCUGAUACAGGGGUGCUCAGCUUGUCUAACAAGAGGAGACAAGGCAUGAAACUCUCCUAUCAGCUCAAUGUGUCUGUGUCAGAUGGAGUCUUCACCAACACUGCUCAGGUGAUUGUACGUGUGCUGGGAGCUAAUCUGUACAGCCCAGUGUUCAGCCAGAGGUUCUACCUGGCUGAGGUCAGGGAAAAUGCCCCUCCAGGGUCAAUGGUCAUUCAGGUUCGUGCUACAGACGAGGACUCUGGACUGUUUGGUCAGAUCACUUACUCGUUCAUCAAUGAUCUGGGCAAAACUCAGUUCACCAUUGAUGCAGAUGGAGUCAUAUCCACUCUUCGGAAAUUAGACAGAGAGAAUCCUGUUAACAAGGACAUGGUUCUGACUGUUAUGGCCCUGGAUGGUGGAGGCCGUGCAUCUUUUUGCACAGUGCGAGUGGUUCUUGCCGAUGAGAACGACAACGCCCCUCGUUUCAGAGCUGUGGAGUACCGCAUGAGCAUCAAAGCAAAUGUUGCCAAAGGUUCUCUGGUCACACAGAUCCAAGCCACUGACCCUGACGCUGGGUCUAAUGGGAGGAUCACCUAUUCCCUUUACAGCGAGGCUCGUCUGUCACUGGUUGAUGUGCUGGAGGUGGAACCAGACAGCGGUUGGAUGAUGACUAAAAGCACUGUGGACCACCUCCAGGGGACUGUGCUGUCCUUCUUCGUCAAAGCAACAGACUGCGGUUCUCCAGCAAAACACUCACUGGUGUCGGCCUUCAUCCACGUCGUCCCACCAGACGCAUUCGUUCCCUCCUUCAGCCAGCCUCAGUACUCCUUCACCAUCCCAGAGGACACAACAGUAGGAACAGCCCUGGGGUCCGUGUACAUGGGCCCCGGGCAGACCGGCUUCUUUAACACAAUUGCAGGAGAGACUGUCGACAGCAACCAGGGUGGGACCUUCCUGGUGGAGAGGGAUUCAGGUCUGAUUCGUCUGAUAAAGCCACUGGACUACGAACAGGUCAGCAUCUACCGCUUCAAAAUUGCCGCGACAACAAGAAGAGACCUGAUCGAGUCCGUCUCCACCGUAGACCUGGAGGUUAAGAUCCUAGAUGUGAAUGACAACAAGCCAGUGUUUGAGACGAACACUUAUGUUGCCACAGUGAUGGAGGGGAUGCCUGUGGGGACAAGAGUGGUCCAAGUGCGUGCACUUGAUCCAGACUGGGGCUCUAAUGGACAGGUUACGUACAGCCUCAAGCCUCUGCUCACUUACAACAUGGACCUGACUAAAGAUACUCGCUCGCUCCCCCUCACCGGCCCAAUCACUACGGGUUCUUUUUUCGCCAUAGACAGUAAAACAGGCUGGAUUACCACAGUGAGCCAGAUGGACCACGAGAUCUGCUCCAGCUUCAGCUUUGAAGUAGUGGCCUCUGAUCUGGGGGAAUCUCAGUCCCUCUCCUCUACCGCAGUGGUAACCAUCACAGUGUCGGACGUUAACGACAACCCACCAAGGUUUGAAAGGGACCUGUACCGAGGCUCGGUGAAGGAGAGCGAUCCCCUGGGUGAGGUGGUAGCUGUGCUGAAAACCAAAGAUCAAGAUGGCACUGAUCAAAACCGCCUCAUCAGUUUUUACAUCACCGGGGGAAACCCGCGGGGUGUGUUCGGCCUGGCCCUCGUGCAGGGAGAGUGGAAGGUCUAUGUGAGCGGACUCCUGGAUCGUGAGCAGCAGGACUGGUAUUUGCUAAACAUCACAGCCAGCGAUGGCCUGUAUGUCGCUCGCACCGCAGUGGAGGUUACCGUCAUGGAUGCCAACGACAACAGUCCCAUCUGUAACCAGGCGGUGUACAGCGUCUCUUUUCCUGAGGACAUUCCCGUUAACAAGGGCAUCGUGACGGUGGCGGCUACAGAUGCUGACUCAGGCUCCAGUGCUGAAAUCCAAUAUUCACUCUUUGGGAUUGGGGUCGAAGAUUUCUACAUGGAUGCAAACACUGGUGAGCUGCGCACAGCCACAGCCAUGGACCGAGAAAUGACACCCAGCUACAAACUCAUUGCCCAGGCAACUGAUGGAGGAGGGCUGUUCUGCCGCUCUGACAUUUCUCUCAAAGUGUUGGAUGUGAAUGAUAAUGCCCCCACUUUCUCCUCGCCCUAUUACCUGGCUAGUGUGUAUGAAAAUGCUGCCCCCAAGGCUUUGCUUACCCGGCUGCAGGCCAGCGACCCUGAUGAAGGUCUGAACCGUACGGUGAUCUAUUCUCUGGUGAAUUCAGUCGGUGAGUUCUUCUCCAUCGACCCGGUGUCUGGGAUGGUAAUUCUGGAGAGACCUCUGGACAGAGAGAGCCAAGACUCUUAUCGUGUUCGUGUCCAGGCAACAGACCAAGCUGGCCAACAGGGGGCACUGUCCUCACAGGUUGAUUUAACCAUUUUGGUGCUGGAUGUGAAUGACAACGAUCCCGUCUUCCAAAGGAGGGACUAUGGAGUUACUGUCCCUGAGGAUGUAGCCGUGGGAACAGAUGUCCUGCGCGUUUUGGCGACGAGUGCUGACAUUGGCCCGAAUGCUGAGAUCAUCUACAGCAUCCGUUCAGGAAACGAGUUAGGAAAGUUCUCUAUAGACGUCAAUACGGGCUCUAUUUCUGUGGCUGAUGAUUUGGACUUUGAAGUGUGUAAGGAUUACUACCUCACCGUUGAAGCCUGGGACAACGGGGAUCCUCCUCUCAGCACUGCUACAAUGGUAACCAUUGAACUCAUGGAUGUCAACGACAAUGCCCCUGCCUUCAAUCAGGACAUCUACAACGUUCUGGUCAGCGAGGAUGCGUCUGUAGGGCAGUCGAUUACGAGGGUAUUGGCCGAAGACUUGGACAGCCAGGUGAACGGACGAAUCACCUACUCUAUCCUGAAUGGUGACCGCAGCAACCACUUCUGGAUCGACCCUUUAACGGGGGUGCUCAAAGUCAACAAGAGGCUAGACAGAGAACUAGUAUCCAGGUACUCUCUGUCAGUGCAGGCGUUUGACAGUGGCUCUCCCGCCAUGUCUUCCACUGUCACCCUUAACAUCGACAUCUCUGACGUAAACGACAACCCUCCUGUUUUCACACCUCCUAACUCCACAGCCAUCAUACAGCUUAAUCAGGCUGCUGACAUCACCCUGCUGAAGCUGUCAGUCAGUGACAAAGACUCCCCCAGAAAUGGCCCUCCCUUUGAGUUUCGUAUUGUGUCAGGAAAUGAGGGGAAUUUCUUCUCCCUGGACCAGACUGGAACUCUGAAGUCCAACUGUGCAUUUGGCCCUGAUGCCCCCAGAGAGUUCACACUUGAAAUCCAGGCAGGUGACUCUGGUAAACCUCGCCUCAUCUCUUCGUCCUGGAUAUUCCUGAGAGUCAUCGGGAACAGUCAGUAUAAACCUGUUGUCUCCCCCUUGGAAAUCUUUAUCGUCAUGGUAACAGAUACCUUCUCCGGUGGCCCUAUUGGUCGGAUCUAUGCAACCGACCGUGACCCAAAUGAUGUGCUGUCGUUUACCCAGAAGCCUCAGCCAAAGAGCAUGUUUAAGAUUAACAGACAGGAUGGCAGCAUUGUGGCUCUAGCAGGUCUUGAACCUGGCAGGUACCAGAUGAACGCCACUGUGAGUGAUGGACGCUUCGCUGUGAUAGCUGACGUCUCAGUCCAGGUGGAACAGGUGACAGAUGUGCUCCUGCGUAGCGCGCUGAACUUACGCUUCAGCUCACUGUCCCCGGAGGACUUACUGGGUCGCUACCUGAACCAAAUCAAACUAAUGUUACGGGGGAUAGCUGGCUGGAAAUGGUCGCCAGGACAACAGGAUCCCCUCCACAUAGUCAGUGUGCAGCCAGUGACAGGGACAUCAGGUGUGGACUUGCUGCUGGCAAUGGAGAGGCCAGAGACAUCAGGGAGUAGACGCAUGGGAGGGUUCUACUCCAGGACAGAGUUCUCUGCCAAGCUGGACGAAGCAGGAGAUCGCGGUCAGAUUCGAGGCGUUCUAGCUGGGGCGGUGGUGGUGAGCAACGUUUGUUCUGGGCAGCUGGAUUGCGGGGAGCGGGUGUGUGAGCAGACACUGUUGAUGGAGAGCGGCUCACGUGUCUCCUACAACACAGAGCGGGUCAGCUUGGUGACACCAAGGUUCAGCCGAACAGAGACCUGCACCUGCCCUGGAGGAAUAUGCCCCACUCCUAUGGAGCUUUGUGAGGGUCAGUCCUGCCCAGCAGACAUGCAGUGUGUCCGUUCUGGUCCAACAGCGCCAUCUGUCUGCCAGUGUAGGACUGAGAAACGUGACGAGUGUGCAGGACAGACCUCUCUGAGUUUCUCUGGGAACAGUUAUAUAAAGUACAGAGUGACAGAGAGUGGCCAGAGCGGAGAGAUGAAGCUUGGCCUUAGAAUCAGAACACUUCAGAGAAGAGGAGUCAUUAUGUUCACACGUGUAAACCCCUGUACCAUGCUCAAGAUUGAAAGUGGUCGGCUCUGGUUCCAGCUGGACUGUGACAACACCCUCGGCAUUAUGGGAAUCUCUGGUAGACCAAUAAAUGACGGUCUCUGGCAUGCUGUUGCCUUGGAGCUGACUAGGAACUACACCCUUCUGUCACUGGAUGACAGCUAUGUGGAGCGCCGCCGAGCAGCCCGGGCCCCUGUUCGACUUUGGCCUCUGGCCCCCGAUUCAUCCUUUUUCUUCGGCGCCCAAGUGAGGCCACUUAACGGGCAAAUCGAGAGACCGAGCCCUGGGCCAGGGCAGAGUCUGGGAGGGCCAGAAGUAGGGGACCGAGGAGGGCGGGCGCCACCAAGAGCCCAGGACGGCUUUCAGGGCUGUCUGAGCUCACUAAUGCUGAAUGGCAACGAGCUGCCACUUCAGAAUAAGAGAAGCCGAUACGCAGAGAUAGCUGGGCUGAACGAGGUCAAACUGGGCUGCGUGCUUUAUCCAGAUCCAUGUGUCAGUCAGCCGUGCCUCAACGGAGCCGUCUGCAGCAGUGUGCCCUCUGGAGGCUUCAUCUGCAGUUGCAGUGCUGGCUUCACUGGGGGGCGCUGUGAAAUGGCAUUGACAUCCUGCAUUCCAAACCCAUGCCAGAAUGGAGGGGACUGUAAGCCUGCAGGCAGUGUGUUCCUCUGUGGCUGUCCCAGAGGACUUGGUGGACUUAUAUGUGACGAGGAUGUGAAUGAGUGCGAGCAGGACGGCUGCAGAAACGGAGGAGAGUGUGUCAACACAUUUGGGUCGUUCUACUGUAACUGCUCCGAGGGAUACGAGGGCCAGAUUUGUGAUGAUCUGACACCUGGUAAUCUGGGAGAUGACAUGCAGGCAGAGCCGCUGUCUUACAUCGGACCAGGAGAGAUAAUUGGCAUUGGCGUCCUCGCCUUUGUCAUCCUCCUCCUACUGAUACUCUUCAUGGCCUUUAGAAAGAAAAUCAAAUUUAGGAAGGAUUCUGACCCAGGACCGGGGACUGUAAUGGGUGUGUCAGCUAUUUCUACAGAAACCAGCUACAUGCUGCACAAAACUGGCGUGGGCGCAGAAGGGAUUGAGUUUAAAGCAGUGCGUGUGUCAGGUUCACCGGGGGCCACCAGCACGUAUGGGGAGAUCGGAGGCUGCACUGGGGGCCCUCCCCAGGUCAUGGUACGUCCAACUACCCACUCCCCUUUACCAGGAGGACUCAUCAACCACGGCCUGAGGAGCGGAGACGGUGAUAAGACGACCUCCAGUGAGAGCAGUCAGUUCAGCAGCUUCCUGUCAGACCUGUCUACUGUCCGAGGUAUGGCCAAUAGGAGGGGUGUUGCAGUGUGCAGUGUGGCACCCAAUCUCCCUCUGGCAUCGGCCUGCCACACAGAGCACAGUCCGGCCCACAAAGUGUCCUGGGAUGGCGAGGAAACUAGGGACGGGGGGUUGGAGAGGUUGAGGGACGAGAGAGAGGACGAGUGGGGGCAACGAGCUUUUCAGCUGGAGAGAACGCAGAGAGAAAGUAGUUCACAGGAGAUCUCACAGCUUGUGGAUGAGGUGACAUGCCUCUCAGACUCUAAUUCUGAGGAGCACUCCAUUAGCUCCUACACUUCUGAGUCCUUUGAUGACAACGAUUCUAUAGUGACGGUCAUACGUCUGGUAAAUGACACUGUGGAUAAUAUUGAGAGUGAAGUGUCGAACAUGGACAAAGAACAGCGGCGGAGCAGCCCUGCGAGUCGUCAUUUGCAGAGCAAAGAUGAGAUUUGUGUAGAGUACAUGGUGGAUUCGUACCACUGGGAGUCUUCCGGUCAGACCUCAAGCUGGUUGUCACCUUCACGUCUGCGCCCACAAGAGUCUGGAUCCAAUUUCGACCUGAGUGACACCCAGCAGAACAUCCGACGAGGAGGCAGCAUGCGGUCCCUCCAGCUGGACUACAGCCUGAGGGGCUUCAGCGGAGACCGGGCCCGAGAGAGGGUACAAGAAACUGAGAAGAGGGCCUUCCAGUGGGAGAGGAACCAGUCAGGUGAGUGGGAGAGGAGAUGUGUCCUGGACAAAGAAGAAUCCAGAAGUCCCGAAGAGGACGGUAAAAGAGGGGUGAGCCAGGAUCACACAGACCUUCUGCAGACCUUCAGCCACGACAGAUGUGAGGACUCGCCUGUUUACGAGGAAUACCAAGAUUCAAGCCACAACCAGGAGGAAGGGGAAGACUCAGAGAGCCUUUAUGACACUUUACCCCCAACCAGAGCAGCAUAUGAAGGCUACCCGUCCAGCCCCCCCGGCAUCAACCUGCACCCUGCUCAGCUCUUGCCCCCCCUCAGGGCAUGGGACCUACAGGGAGGGGAGUGGAGGGAAUCGCAGGAAGACCAGGAAGAGCUCGGCUCUAACAGUCUGACAGGUUCUGGGGAUGAGCUGGAGAGACUACUGAACCUGGUGUCGCUCAGAGCCAGGAGAGCCACUCGAGUAAACCGAAACUCGACUAGAUCUGAACCUACAGACUGGGAGGGGUUCCAAUAAGCACACAAGACUGUAAAAACCCAAUAGACUUAAUAUUUCUUGAUUAAUUAGACAGAUACAGAGACCCUCUGUGAUUAAAUACCACACUGCUGGUCCACAACCUUCAAAAUAAUUAAAGGAGAAUAUUACCAUAUAUACUUUUAUUAUCCCACAUUAUUAUCCGGCUGUAAGCAAACACUAAUCCCCCACCAAUCCCCCCUGCUCAUUUAUAAUCAGGAGCAAUGAGAGGAAAUAUGCUUUUUCUCCUGACGCCUCUACCUGUGCUGCAUGAGAGUUAGCAGAGAUUGGCUGGGAAUCAAUGCUAUUACAUUUAAUAUUUAUGGAACCAGCGGAGCGCAGCAUUUAUUAACAUCGGAAUAUGAAACGAGCCAGCUUCUCUCUGUUUUAGACGCUGUAUGUACAUAUGUUAUUGUGCAUUUCAUACCUCAUUCCUUUGACGCACACAAUCAUUUUGUUUGCUCGACCGUGUAAUGCGUUUCUCAUUUUUAUUGACAUGAUACACGGGGCUUUGAAGAGAACACAAGUCCCAGACAUAACCUCAGAGAUGCUAUUAAGAUGACCAUUAAAAUACUUGGAGUUCAUUUCUUUCUUUUAUUUGUUUAAUUAUAACAACAUUUUAUUGGUUAGGUGGCUGCAUAACAAAAGCAUCAGGGGAAUAUACCUCAUAUAAUUUCAAUUUAAUUCAGUCCUUAGGUUCUACUAUAUACUUUUAUGUCAUCAUAACUCAUGCCAGUUCACGUAUGGACAGAAAUAUGGUAUGCCCCUCAAUGUACAUUGUAAUCACCAAGGCCAUGCUACAAACUGAAUUAAGCCCACUUUAACCCCGGUAUUUACAUGGGAUAUGAAUUUUCAGACUUUAUGUGCUAAAAGGCUUAGAGAAUUAUGUGGAAACACAGCCGUGAAGUGCAAAAGCACUCACCCGAGAGGUGUACACACAUGGUCCCCACACUGAUAACACAGUGUAAAUGCUGCUGUGAUCCCAGUCCACACACAACAGAGCAGACUUCCACUCUAAUGUCAACCAGCUUUGAAACAAAGGACAAACAUGCAAUGGUUAACUUGGACUAUUUGAUGAUCUUUCUUCUGUUUUUAUAACAACAUUACAGAACAGUUGUGCCAGACUUAUCAAGUAUCCCCCUUUGUGUUUCAUUUUGAAAAGACCAGAAAAACAAUGACAUAACCACUUACAGUGCAAUGAAGAGAAAAACAUUCCAGUCUUAACCCAAGGACGUAAACAGCAAACAAUAAAUGCAGCUAACUGUUAUGCGCUGCUGAAGGACAGAGUAGAUAUUAUUAUGUGUCAGACAGUGCAUACUGUAUAAGCCUCUUAAUGAAGAUGUAACCCUGUAAACAAAGGUAGCUCUUAAGACUGACAGAGAUUCAAGGACAAAAAUACCAAUAAAAACUCUUUAAAGACAUCAGUAGCUUUUGUUGUGUGAGUGGACAUUUUUUUGCUAAAUAAAAAUUGGUUGGGGGGGGGAGUAGUUUUUCAUUAUAAGUGAAGAGAAUUUUAUUCUGAAGGAAGUGUUCACAUAAAUUCUUUGAAAGUGAUGAAAAAAAAAAAAAACUAGCUGCAUACUAACCAACAGGUCUCAACAUGGUCCUGAUCAGAGUUACCAGAUGUAUCCAGCCUCACAUUGGGAUUCCCAUUUAUCCAUUACCCCUUUUUCCUAUUCCUGUCCGGGUGUACCCUCUAAGUGGGUUUGCUGUGAGGACAGCUCUGUUAACAAGGAGAGACACAUCCCCUAAAGGUCAGACUAACACAUGACAGGAACACAUUCACACGUUUGGGCACUUUAUGGUUUCUAGCCAACAUGGUGGGACUGUGGAAAAACCAACUGAUUACUGUGAG